AUGAACUUUGUCCAAAACAUACUCUGGAACAGCAUCGAAGGCUUCGUCGAAGCCGGAACCCGCAGCGUUGGCGAGUAUGCGGGGGAUGCCCUCAUCAAAGCUGGCGAUCUCAUCGAGAACUCGGGAAGGGGUGUUGGCGAAAGCAUCGAACGCACAGCGUCCGCCUACGGGCAGAAGAUCGCCGGUCAGGGAUACCAGCCCGGUCCCAAGGCCCUCCCAGCUCCAUCGAAGAAGAUAGCCGUCAAGCGAUCCAGUUCGAUGCCUGCUGUAUCGACAGCGACGCGGAAAGCUCCUGUCGCAUCGAAAAAGGCUCUCCCUUCGGCAAAGACUGCGACGAACCAGAUCAGAAGAGGGCUCUCAGUUUCCGACGCUAAGACCACUGCGAGAGGAGAAGCGCAGAAGACGGCGGUGACGGCGCGGAAAACGGCCACAAGAGGAACUGUGACGAAGACGUCAACCCUCCCAAAGCCGUAUCCAAACAACGUACCCCACGGCGCCAGCAUCACACCUUCGUCUACGAAGAAGUCCAGCGCUGAUGCCUCCAAAUCAAAGAAUCUCCCGAAGCCUUACCCACGGAGCAACACUCCUUUCUAUCCCACGGAGAAGAAGACUCCCGUUACACCCAGUCGACCAAAACCGUUCAUUGUCGAGAACAGGACGCUAGGAGGAGCCGCCGGUGGGGAGAAGAACAAGGAUGGGACGAACAGGUAUACACGACAGGCUGGUAAGACGUCCCUUCGGCCGCUGACAUAUGGGCCCACAGCGGAAAAGGGAAAGAUGGAGCAUAUUCCCCUCAGUGCAGUGGGGUCAAAGAUGGGGGAGAGGGAGGGUGGAAGAAGGGGCGGACAGGUUGGAGGUGGGGGAGGUGAGGUGCAGCAUAUUCCUGUUGUAUAG
Westerdykella ornata is the source of this 894-nucleotide messenger RNA. RefSeq lists its product as uncharacterized. NCBI's taxonomy places the organism in Eukaryota, Fungi, Ascomycota, Dothideomycetes, Pleosporales, Sporormiaceae. The coding region runs from base 1 to 894 and encodes 297 amino acids. The record is from RefSeq and is a predicted model, not a curated record. The transcript has 2 exons.